Molecule: messenger RNA, 1050 nt
Organism: Didymodactylos carnosus
Lineage: Eukaryota; Metazoa; Rotifera; Eurotatoria; Philodinida; Philodinidae
Source: the annotation of a GenBank genome assembly
AUGAUGUCUGCUUAUGUGGCAUUAUCAUGUUUGAUCGCAUUUGUUAUUGUUAUAACAAUUUGUCUAGUUAAACAAUUUAUAUGGGAUCCAUUACUAGCCAAAAAGUUUGAAGUUAUUCGACCUGCUCUCUAUGCAUCUGUUCGAAAAUUAUCGACAACAUUUGUUCGAAAUUCUACAGUCACCGAAAUAUCAUCAACAGGUCUUAUGUCUAAAUCAACAUCGGUAACAUGCAUUCGAACAAGUGAACUACCGCAAUUAAAAAAGAAUCUUGUCACGGCUACUCAAAGUCUUCCCAUAGACAAUCAACGAUCGAACAUAUUAGAACGACCUCAUCAUCAGAAUAUUCCAUCAUCAUUGCGACUUGAUUCUUCAACAAUGAGUGUAUUUGAUAAUCUAAAAUCAAGUUUAGAUUAUGCGAGAGAAAAAUUAACGACAAACAAUGGAUAUAAAUCAUUCGAUGAUCAAAAUGAAGCAAUUUUAACUACUGAUACAUCAGGAAGUCAUCGGUACUACUCAUCAUUUAGUUAUGCUAAUACACAACAACAAGGAUACACAAAUUUUGGUUCCGAUGUAAUCGACACACCUAUCAACGAUGAACAAGAUGAAUUAGCUGUCGAUUCCAAUACACCCAUGUUACAUUUUAGCUGUGAAUAUAAUCCUACAUCAUCUACAAUUCGUUUAAAUAUUCAAAAUAUCCGCAAUAUGAAACAUAUCACCAAUAAUGCCCAUGUAUUUAUUCGUUUUACAAUUUUACCACUACAACGUGGUUUAGAACCUUAUGAAACAUCAAAGCAAAAAGUAAAAGAAUUUGUACGAUUCGGUGAAAGUUUUAAUAUUCUAAAAAAUAUUAAACAAAAAGAUUUACUCAAUUUUUCUAUUCGAUUUUGUGUUUAUAUUUACGUGACUGAAGCCCAAAUCUACGAAUUAGGUGAAGCUAUUUAUCUCAUGACAGAGAAUAAUGAUACACUAUUUCAAUCAUUAUAUAUAGAAAAAUUACUGCCUAUCAGACAACGAUUUAAAAAUUCAAUAACAGUUUCUGAUGAUUAUUAA